Molecule: messenger RNA, 146 nt
Organism: Ambispora leptoticha
Lineage: Eukaryota; Fungi; Glomeromycota; Glomeromycetes; Archaeosporales; Ambisporaceae
Source: the annotation of a GenBank genome assembly
CAACCACCAGCCACUUCAACUGCAAAGUGACGGUUACAACGUCUUCAAAUGCGGCUGGCGGAAAAACUGCUGGUAAACAAACUGUUGAAGCUUCACCUGAAUCAUCAAUGGAAAAAGUCCAACCACAAAAAGCAGCAACCAAUAAU